CCAUGUGAUCUCUGUGAUCAUUCAUGGAUUUCACACGUAGUAAGCAAUGAUGUCAGGAAGUGACAUCUUGUUUACUACUAUUCAUGUGAUCACUAAUUGGCCAAUCAGUGAUCACAUGAUUGGGACCUCACACAGAGCUCCCGUACAGCGAUUGGUGUUCCGCUGUGACACAGCGGGCACCGGAUCGCGGUGCUGCACGCUCCCAGGGAUUGCACACAAGCAGGGUGCGGGGAGACCAUUUAUAAACGGCCACCCGACCCUGCACUGCCACCGUCCGGCCGUUUAUAUACAACAGCCAGACGGG
Molecule: messenger RNA, 304 nt
Organism: Staurois parvus
Lineage: Eukaryota; Metazoa; Chordata; Amphibia; Anura; Ranidae
Source: the annotation of a GenBank genome assembly